Messenger RNA from Syngnathus acus (greater pipefish), 2947 nucleotides. RefSeq names its product LSM family member 14B (gene lsm14b). Gene Ontology annotation, molecular function: mRNA binding. The record is from RefSeq and is a predicted model, not a curated record. Bases 1559 to 2656 code for a protein of 365 amino acids. Lineage: Eukaryota; Metazoa; Chordata; Actinopteri; Syngnathiformes; Syngnathidae. The transcript is spliced from 8 exons.
CAUGACUUUAUGUGACACACUUCAGAAUCCUAAUUUUCACAAUGGAGAACAUUUUGCCCAAGUCUAUUGGAAAAUGUUUUGUUUUUAUCUCUUCCCGGUCACAGCUCGACUAUUGAGAAGGAUGCAAAUAAGGUAUAGUGGAGAACAAACUGUUCUUUGAUUAAAAUGUCUUAUUAUUUUGAAGCAAUAAAGGCAGCAUCUACACAUCUGCCCAAGUAGACAUUUGCCAGCAAGAAGAAAAGGUUGGAGCCUAAAAGUUCCAUCUUUGCUUGCUGUUGUACAAGAGGACACUAUUGCUGGGAAGUGCUGUGGUGUCUUGGCAUUUUGGGACUGCGUCUUGAGGUUGAAUCUGAGCCAAGGUCUGUUAUCUGAAGCUGUCCACUUUCACCAAAACCAUACCUGCAAGAAGAAAAAGCAGAGUAUUCAUGAGCCAUUUAAAUAUCUGUCCUGGUCUCCUAUUUUAGUGUUCUGGUUGCAUACUGUUUGAACAUUUUAUUCAGUGAUUUUUUUACUGCCACUAGAGAGAGCCAGAGUAUCAAUAAUGGCACCUGCACCUCACAUUGAGAUGUUCUUGUUUUACAUUUCGUUGAAUUUAAUGUGCUCAUGUGCAGGAUUACCUCACUAAUGGUGAAACAGUUAUCCUGGUACAAAAAAAGGGCCAAUAGUGACAUAAUCUUCCACUUGGGCCUAUAGGUUCAUUUCUGUUUCCAUACAAGCCAAAAUGUAGCUUUUCAACCAAACACAGACUCACGUCAAGCAAGCUAUUGAAAGAAAAUGAUCGUUCCUAGGGAGACUACCUGCAGAAAACAGGACGUUUUGGACAUUUGGUUGUGGCUGGUCCACCACGUCCUGAGCAUCUGACAGUUCCUGACUGACAAGAACAUUGCGAGAUUCAUCUUGCAGGACCCUCCUGAUCUGUUGAUGAAGUUCUUUUCAUUCCUUCACAAUUUAGUUUGUAAAAGUCAUGGGUGCUGUGAUUUUUUUCACCUUCUUGUCAAUAUGAGAACCACACAAUGUAAUAAAAGAAAAGUAUGUUGUGCGCAAAUUAGUAUUUUCAUUGUACCAUGUUAUCAAAAUUGGACAGUAGCAACCUAUUUUGAUUUUUAUACAUAGUAAGUAAAUUUUUACUAAAAAGUUUUUAUUAUUUUACUUUUACUCAUGUGAAUGAGUUGAUUCUGCACGACAGUGUAUGAGAACUUAUACCACUCCUGCCUUAAUCGUAAGGAAGACAAAGUACCCAUUGAGCCAAUUUAAAUGCUGUAGUAGCAUUGAUUUCAAUAAUUAAAUAGAUGUGACCUGAUUCCAAUUAUUAUAUUCAUGUUACCAGUGGUCAAGUCAAGUCAAGUCAAGUUUAUUUAUAUAUAGCCCAUGGAAUGAUUCAUUGACAACUAAAAAUUUGUGGAUGAGAAAUUCAGCGGCUCAUCCUUCGCAGGUGUGAUGAGACAACAGUGGGCGUGGCUUAUGGUUGGCUGGUGGCAGACCUUUCAAAUUUCACAUUGUUGCAUGCACCAUGUGAGUUGAGCUUGUGAACCACCGAUGAGGCCUUCAAAAAGCAGCCAUGAGUUCUGCAAAGCCAUACAUCGGCUGCAAAAUAGGGCUACUUUCAAAAGCCCAAAAUCGCUAUGAGGGGAUUUUGUAUACAAUUGACAAAGUGAACUCCACAGUUGUGCUGGCAAAAGUCAAAUGUUUUGGAACCGAGGGACGACCUACUGAUAGACCUACACCUCCCAAAGAUGAUAUUUUUGAUUUUCUCACCUUCCGUGGAAAUGAUAUUAAAGAUAUCACAUUGUGUGAAGCUCCAAAGCUCAGUGGCCUACCUCACGAUCCAGCAAUAGUGCAAUCAAGUGUAGGACCGUCAGGUGUCUACUCACCUCUUGGACCGUAUGGUCCACUUCAGAUGCCUGCCUACAGCCAACUUGCUGCCAGUUCACUUCUUAACCAGCAGUAUGCUGCAGCGCUUGGCCUUGGGACCAUCCUUCCAGGCUUGCAUGUUCAAAAAGGUCCGAUGGUGGAAAAAGCAGUUCAAACUCUACGUGGGGAAGAGUUUAGAAAGAGAGGUUUGGCUGCUGCCCAGGAGCAAGGUCAGCACUUGGAGAAGAUGAGAGGAGAAACAACUGGAAGGGCCAUUGGAUCAGGCAGGAGGUCGGGCCCUGGUGUGCCCGAUCCCCUCCAAAAAUCCUCUCAGCAGCAGCAGAAUGGAAACAGGCCUCCAACCAGACGCCGAGGUGCCCGAAGACGCAGAAACCGGAGUAGGGCUCCGUUGAUGGUGGGCAAGGUUCCUUCAGCCACCCUCAAAUUUGACACGGAUUUUGAUUUUGACUACUCAAAUGCACAAUUCAUUAAAGAGUUGGCGCAGGAGAUGCAGAAAAGGUUGAAUAUUAAAGAUGGACAUGAUGAUAAUGGAGAAAAACAAAGCACUGAAGAACGUCAGAGGGAGGAGCAUCAUCAUUCCGGACCAAAAUGCUACUAUGACAAAGCAAAGUCUUUCUUUGAUAAUAUCUCCUCUGAUAAUAAACAUAGACUCACCUGGGCAGAGGAGCGUAAGCGCAAUCUGGAGACAUUUGGGGUCCCUGGAUGGUUCCGCAGGGGCCAAGGCUUCAGAGGGGGGUAUGCAGGAAGAAGGGGACGAGGCACACCUCGUACUCGAAUAUCUUAAAGAAGCAGUAAUGAACAGCUGUGAAGGUCAGGGUUGAUGGAUGCUCCUAGUAUAUUUUUUUCAGAUUUUUGUGACAUCAAAAAGGAAAGUAUAGUUGCAUGCAGGAUCAUCUUUGCAUGCUAUUUAUUUGGGGGUGUUUGAUGCACUAACAAUGUUAUUCCCAUACUACUAGCUUUUUCAUUUGGCUUGAUUACGUUUUGCCUGCGACUGCAUGGCUAUUGAGUACACGAUUAUGUUUUUCUAAAAAUUCCUUUUCCUCAAUUGUCCAAGGGGCUUUUUUCCCCCCCCCAC